This is a messenger RNA of Hippocampus comes (tiger tail seahorse), 4792 nucleotides long. It is a transcript of the gene znf687b, whose product is annotated as zinc finger protein 687b. Bases 95 to 4180 code for a protein of 1361 amino acids. Lineage: Eukaryota; Metazoa; Chordata; Actinopteri; Syngnathiformes; Syngnathidae. The record is from RefSeq and is a predicted model, not a curated record. The transcript is spliced from 11 exons.
AAGCCGCGGUCACAUGACGGGAAGCGUUUGCGUUUUCAGCUGCAACCCGAUCUAAGGAUAGUCGGAAAUCGCACAUCCAGGUGUUCAUCCCGUAAUGGGGGACAUGAAGACCCCAGAUUUUGAUGACCUGCUGGCAGCAUUUGACAUUCCGGACAUCGACGCCAAGGAGGCCAUCCAGUCCGCACCGGAUGAGGUGGAGGGACCUCAUGGGCCCACCGCGGCGCCUCUUGGGAAGACAGACAACACGGUGGGGUUGCCUAGCCCCUCUGACCCACAGGCGGACACGUCCAUCGUGAGCGUGAUUGUAAAAAAUAAAGUGCGCGCCGAGAUGACGGCAGGUGAAGAAGACGGAGACGCAGAACCAGAUGCCAUUGAUGUAAUCGCAGGGGUGGAUGUGGGUCCUCAUCUUGGCGGGAUGGCAGAAUCUGAUGUUCUCAACCACAACGGUUUCGGGGUGUCCAGCGUCUCUGCCGCGCUUUCCGUCAGCCAGUCCAAUGGUGCCCCGUGGCCCCUUAACACCCCUAAAGCAUCAGCGGAGACUUCAGGCUCGGGCGCGGUUGCGGUCAAGUCCACCAAGCAGGCAGGGAACAUUUUUAACAGACUGAAGCCUCUGCUGGGCCCCGGUUCUGGAGAUCCGGUGGGCCGGGCGAGGAAGAUGCAGCUUCUGCAGCAACAGCAGCAGGAAGCGGGGCAGGAGAGAGCGGACAGCCUCAAAGCAGCACUACCCUCCGGGUCUUCUGCAGGACUGGCCCCGGCUUACUUCCCGCCUGCAAAGCCUCUUCCCGCCCCACCUGCCGCCCUUUCAUCACACAUCAAGCAUUUUAACGGAGCCCCCAAAAUGGCAGACUAUCAACACCAACAAAUGGAGGAGGAAGAGGAGGAGGAUUCAGAUGCAGAUUUAGACAGUCCACUGGUGAUUCAGGAGAAUCCGGACUCGCCGGUUUCCACUCAGAUGAACCGUCGUUACAAGGAUCUAACCCAGCCUACGUCAUCCACUCCGCCUCAUCCAAAGCCAGGGUACACCCCCCAGGGGGCGUCUCUCACCCCUGAGUCGGUCUCUGCAGGGAACGAGACCCCUCAGCUGGAAGAGAAGCACCCAGAGCACGUUAUCGAGGAAAGAGACUCGCCAGAGAGCCCCGAGCCGGAGGCACCCAAGUCAACCGCCCAAGUGGCGUCCACCAAGAGGUGUUGCAGCCCCGCUGUUGCCUCCACGCCGCCUUCUUCUGAGUUGAGGGAGCCCAAGGAGGAGGAGGAGGAGAUGGAAGUGGGGAAUGGGAUGGACAAAACGUUCGAUGGGAACGCUGACAAGCCAGAAAAUGCGGGCGAGGAAAAGACCGAGGCGGACGAGGGCAAGCCAAAAGGCGUCCUCCCCGAGGGUUUCUUAGUCGCCGCCCCGGCUGCCCCAGGGGCUCCGUCACGUCCUCUCAAAGUGCGCAUAAAGACAAUCAAGACGUCCACGGGUGGCAUCACCAGAACGGUGACAAGGGUGGCCCCGAAGGGUGCUGCCGGAGGCAAAGGUCCCGACCCAAAAGGGGGCAGUGAGCGCAGGGUGUUGGCAAACAAAGCUCAAAAGGCAGACCAGCAGCAGAACGUGAGCGCCUUAAACGCCUUACCGGUGUCCACGCUCGCCGCCAGCAGCGUCAUGCUCGCCGCCGCCACCAAAGUACAAAACAAAAUAGCCACCACCUCCGACAAGGCGAAGGUUUCCGUCACCGCUGUGAACAUCACAAAAUCCGCCGCUCUGCCCGCCACUCCCGCCGUGGCCUCGUCGCCCAAGUUCUCGGGGAUCAGCGUGCGGACGGCAGCGAAAGCUUCGCCCAACGGCGCCGGCGGUACCCCCCAGUCAAAUAAGCCCGCAUCCAUCGUCAACAGCACGGGCGCCGUCAUCUCCCGUAGCCAGUCCAGCCUGGUGGAGGCUUUUAACAAGAUUCUCAACAGCAAGAACCUGUUGCCCAGCUACAAACCGGACCUGUCGGCGGCACCGCCCCCGGAGUGGGGGCUCCCGCUGCCGGCGUCCGGCUACCGCUGUCUGGAGUGCGGGGACGCCUUUGCUUUGGAGCGAAGCCUGGCACGCCACUACGACCGGCGCUCCCUGCGCAUCGAGGUGACGUGCAACCACUGCGCCAAGCGACUGGCCUUCUUCAACAAGUGUAGCCUUCUGCUGCACGCCCGCGAACACAAGGAGCGAGGCCUGGUCAUGCAGUGCUCGCACCUGGUCAUGAGGCCCGUCACCGUGGAGCAGAUGAUCGGCCAGCAGGACGUCACGCCCGUCGGUAGUGUGCUUUCCUCUUCAUCCCCCUCUACCGCCUCUUCGUCCGCCGCCGGCUCCAGCCCGAUGAAGGACGGAGCGGCACCGCCCGGCGGAGCUCCACUCCGACAGGUGCGCCGCCCCCCUCAGGGCCCACAGGCACUUAUGCCGCUGCCCUGCAAGAAGGCCGAGAACCUGCAGUACAACAACUACAAGUGUCCGGAGUGCCAGACGCAGUUCUCCGGCAAGGCGGCGCUGGUCACGCACUUCCAGCAGAUCAGAGCUUCGCCCAAUUCGACGUGCUCCCAGUGCUCUCCGCCAAUGAUGCUGCCCAACUCGUGCGCCGUAUCCGCCCACCAGAGGAUCCACAAGCACAAGGCGCCUCACGUGUGCCCCGAGUGCGGGGGUGUGGCGCGGCAGGCCGUCUUCCAGACCCACCUGGAUGAGGCUUGCCUGCACUUUGCCAGGCGCAUCGGCUACAGGUGCUCAAGUUGCCAGGUGGUGUUUGGCGGGUUGAACUCCAUCAAGUCUCACAUCCAGACGGCCCACUGCGAGGUCUUCCACAAAUGUCCCAGCUGCCCCAUGGCCUUCAAGUCGGCCCCGAGCGCCCAAAGCCACAUCGGCACGCAGCACCCGGCGCUCACCGGCGGACAGGCCAAGAUGAUCUACAAGUGUGUGAUGUGUGACACCGUUUUCACCCAAAAGCCCUUGCUCUACAUGCACUUUGACACGCAUCUGGCCAAGCAGAAGGUGCACGUGUUCAAGUGUCCCGACUGCACCAAGCUGUAUGCGCAGAAAGGCUCCAUGAUGGAGCACAUCAAGACGGCGCACAGAGGCCCCGCGGCAAAGCAGGAAGCCGCAUCUGACACCCCUACCGCCGCAGUCCCCGCAACCGGUCCCAAGGCCAAGCCCUCCGCCAAGCCCGACAACUCCGACGGCGAGGACUGGGGGCGAGAUCACGAGGAGGAAGAGGACGAUGACGAGGAGGAGGAAGACGACGACGAUGGGGACGAAGACUACGAAGGGCCCGGCUCGGGGACGGCGGGAGCCGCCCCCGGCGCCCCCACUGAGUGGACGUGCCCGCAGUGUCAGAGCACCUUCACCGACAAUGACGACUAUAUCAGCCACGUCAAGUUGGAGCACGGAAAGUUCCCCUGUCGCAUUUGCGGGGGGAACUUCAGCACAUCAUCCAGCCUCAGACGUCAUGAGAGAGUCAUUCACGAGGGCAACAAAAGGGUCUUCCAUUGCCAGUAUUGCACGGAGGGUAAACGCACCUUUGGCAGCCGCUUCCUGCUGGACAAACACAUCCGGCUCAAGCACAGAGGCACCGAAGGACAGGCAGUCCCGAUGACCCGGAAGCGUGCUGCCACAGGCGCAGAAGGUCCUGGCAGCUCCUCGGAGCAAGACGGCGAGGGGGCCGCUCCUGGCAGCAGGCCAGUGGACGAGGAAGACAACCCCCCGGAGGACGGCGAGGAAGGGGGCGCAGGCCCCGCCAAGAGAACCCGGGCCUCGGCCGAGCCGGAGGAGGAGAGCGGCAGCGUGUUCCGCUGCGUGCCGUGCGGCUUCUCCACGGAGGACGGCGCCGAGUUCCAGCGCCACAUCCCGCAGCACCGCGCCGACACCGCCUCCUUCCAGUGCCUGCAGUGCGGCGUGUGCUUCGCAUCGGCCGGCUCGCUGGGCCGGCACCGCUUCAUCACCCACCGCGUGCGGGACGCCCAGGGCGAGUUGGACCGCUCCGCAGGACGAGCAUCCCCGGACGGCUCGCCCCACGCCGGCGGUGCCUCGCCUCAAGCUCUGGGCGAGGAAGGUGACGGCAACCUGAUCUGCAGGGUGUGCGGGCGCCGCUUCGACAAGGCGUCGGAUCUCAACACCCACUUCCGGACCCACGGCAUGGCCUUCCUCACCGCGCACAAGACGGACAAGCCCCAGUAGGACACAACCAAACCCCAGUUGUGAGAACCACUGCUCUCGAAUGUUUGAACGAUCCCACUCUUGUUGCAUGCCUGGACAUCCUCCCUUUUGAGCGAAACCUUUUCGCUGCACGGCCGCCAUUCUACUGACCUCCCUGGAACUUGGAUUUGUACUCGUAAUAUUUAUUAUUUAUCGAACACUGCUGCGAGCUGGCCAGGAUCAUUUGUGAUGUUGUUGUUCAUUAAGACAGUAGAAGAAGAGGAGGAACAAGUGGGUAGUAUGUGCUUUUUGUUCUGUAAAUACAUAAUUACACUACAAGAAAAAAAAAAACUUAUGAUAAUGUGAAUACGUGUAGUAUUUGUACUGUACUGUUCCUUUUUAUUCCAAGUAUUAAACAAACACCCUACUAGGAGGAAGUCAAUGUGUAUCGAUACAUUUCUUUUAUAACACUUGGAAGAAGAAAAAAAAACAUUUGUCUUGUUUUUAUCUUUUUAUAUAUGUGUCAUAUCAUAUUUAUAUAGCUGGAUGAUAAUAGUGGAACGUUCAUGUUUUUUUUUCCAUGGUUGUGGUCUGCUUGCUGAAAAUGCCAUACGUUCACUUUUGUGCAGUUUUCAAAUAAAUGUCAAAAAGAGA